CAUUUAAAUAAAAAGAAAAAAAGACGCUGGUUUUUCUUCAAACUCAAUAAACGAAAACGACAAAUCAAACUAUCAUAAAAACAAACCAGACCAGACAGAAAAAUUAGACCAACAAAAAUUAGCUUUCACCUAUUUAGCUGACGAAUUUACUAUCAAUUAUUUAAACAUUGGUAAAUGAAUCCCAACAUAACUAUUGAAAGAAAGCGCAUUGAAUGCAAUUCACUCCCAAAAGGAUGGCAACGAGAAGAAGUUCUUCGCAAAUCUGGCAUUUCAGCUGGAAAAGUUGAUGUUUAUUAUUACAGUCCCAGUGGUAAGAAAUUUGAUAGUAAACCCCAACUAGCCCGACAACUAGGUGAUACUAUUGAUAUAUCGGCAUUUGACUUCCAAUCUGGCAAGACAAUACAAAGUCUGCCACCGCCAUCCAUAUCCUUAAAUCGUUGUAGCGGCUCAUCGUCGAGCUCAUUGAAACGCAAGUAUAAAUGUCAAUUUGGGGCUGGAGUUGGAGCUGGAACCGGAGCAGCACCAGCGACUCCAUCACCGACAAUACCACCAAUUACAUCGGCAGGUGGAUUUGUUGGAUCGACAUCCUCUAGUUUCUCCCAUAACAUCUCAGCCACCAGUAGUAGCGGUAGUUCCUCACUUCCACCAUCGACUCUAAGACAACAUCUUGAGUUCAGCCGUGCUAUUCGCACAGAUGUAUCUCUUGUACCUCCUAUAAGACAGACAGCGUCAAUUUUUAAGCAACCCGUCACUGUUGUUCGAAAUCAUGAAAACAGUAAAGUGAAGCAUGAUCUUAAGAAUGGCAACCAAGAAAAACCAAAGCAGCUGUUCUGGGAAAAGCGUCUAGAAGGUCUACGAGCAUGCAAUAUUACGGGGGAGGAAUUUGAUAAUAUUGAGCUGCCGCGAGGUAUAAGGUCGGUGGGACCGAACGUAGACGAGCAAACCGUUUUGCAGUCCGUAGCCACAGCACUACAUGUGCAUAACCAACCUGUAACUGGGCAAACAUCUACAAAGACAGAACUGACAAAGAACUCUGGAGCAUUUUUGAACCCCGAUCAGCCGUUAAUGCAAUCUAUUGUUAUAUCUGAAGAUGAUAUCCGUCGUCAAGAAGACCGGGUCAGUGUAGCCAGACGAAAGCUUCAAGAAGCUUUAAAGACUUAAUAAUGCGGAUGGGACGUAUUGAAAAUGCUUUUUUUUAAUAUAAAUUUAUUGAAGUACAUAAAAACCAAGGCUAUUACUUUCUUAAAAAGUUAGCUUGCAUGUAAAAGAGUAGAAUUAUAAAAUGUAUAAUUUGUAUUAAAAUAAGAAACAUCCAAAUCAAA
Messenger RNA from Eupeodes corollae, 1322 nucleotides. RefSeq names its product methyl-CpG-binding domain protein 3 (gene MBD-like). The transcript is spliced from 3 exons. Gene Ontology annotation, molecular function: DNA binding. The record is from RefSeq and is a predicted model, not a curated record. The coding region runs from base 175 to 1161 and encodes 328 amino acids. NCBI's taxonomy places the organism in Eukaryota, Metazoa, Arthropoda, Insecta, Diptera, Syrphidae.